Tripterygium wilfordii is the source of this 3862-nucleotide messenger RNA. Its product is annotated as nodulin homeobox. The transcript is spliced from 14 exons. Gene Ontology annotation, molecular function: single-stranded DNA binding. The record is from RefSeq and is a predicted model, not a curated record. Lineage: Eukaryota; Viridiplantae; Streptophyta; Magnoliopsida; Celastrales; Celastraceae. The coding region runs from base 1233 to 3674 and encodes 813 amino acids. Gene Ontology annotation, biological process: flower development.
CACCUUAUCGCAGUGCUUAUAUCUUCUGACAGAGAUCAAACCCUGUUCAGAUAUUUACUAUGUGGUAUUCGGCUUUUGCAUACCCUAUGUGACCUGGCACCUCGGCAUGCUAAACUUGAGCAGGCAUACAUUGCGGCACAUAUCCAUAGAUGUAUGAUUGUCUAAGUACAGGGGAGAAUUUGAAACUGUAUUUGUGGUUAACAUUUGAUGAUAUUUUUUUUCUUUUUGUUUUCAUUUUCUGAUGCUGAUGAUAGGAUGGAGUAUGUUAAGAUUAGUUACUUUGUCAUUCAACCAAUAAGUUAACCAAACUUAUUGGGUUGGGAUGUUUUCACAUCAUUUAUAUAUAUUAACCAAACUUAUUGGGUUGGAAUGUUUUCACAUCAUUUAUAUAUAUUCUAACUCUCCCCCUCACAUGUGGGUUGGACAAUCCGACGAUCUAGCAGUGCACAACAAACGAGGCCCAAUCCUAGGGCUACUCUCAUACAAGGCCCACACUUGGGGCAACAACAAAUGGGGGUUUAAAUUGUGGAAUUUGAACCAAGACCUCCCGCUUUGAGACCAUGUUAAGUUUAGUUAUUUUGUCAUUCAACCCAAUAAGUUAACUUGUUGGGUUGGAACGUUUCACAUCAUUUAUACAUAUUCUAACAGAGUAUGGUGUAGCUGUCCAUCUCCAUGAGCCGACCUACACUCAUGGUGAGACUUUAACUUUUAAUGAAUCUUUACACACACAUUUCAUCUUCUGAAUGGAAAUUGUUUAGAAACAAAACCGAUGUCUAUUAUGCAGCUUAUUCCUACGGCUAUCCGUUGACUUGUUUGGAAGGAGAAGAAAAGCAGAAUCUUUGAAGACAGAGAAACUUCUUUUGAUAUCUUCAUGGAUAGUUGGCUUGGCAAAGAAAAACUUUGGUGUAAUGCUUAUGUAGUCUGAUGAGAACCUUUUUUAUUUGUAUUAGCAUAUCUAUCUUGUAACUUGUUUGGUUUGCAUCUCCUUGGCGUUCCUUUUUUUUUUCCUUACAUUUGUCUGUUUUAGGGCAUCCACUGUACUUGCUCAUGGGGAUCUUACUGAGAAUAAUGCUUGCUUCUUCUCUCCCACAGUUCACAUUUGGAACUGAUUUUUUCUUCUUGAAGUUUACUUUUGGGACUAAUUUCGGAAAGAAUAACAUUAUUUUCUUCUAAUUUUAUUUUCUGGUUACUGUCUACAGAUUUUGCUUGAUGAUGUAAGAGUGUCGGACCAUAUGCUGGAUCUGGUGUUAUAUUUACUAAUUGUUCUUGGUGGUUACCAACAGGAAGAUCAUAAUUCAAGCCCUGUGCCUCUCUUGCAUUCUGCUCUUGUGGCAAGCACUUUAUAUCUUUUGACAGGGUUCAUAUCCUCACAAUGGCAAGAUAUAGCCCUAGUAUUGGUUGCACAUCCAAAGGUUGAUAUAUUUAUGGAUGUAGCUUUUGGAGCAGUUCACAAAGCCAUUAGGUUUCUUCAUAUCAAGCUUUCAGGUGAAGAUGCUGAGUUUUGUAUGAGAUUGAGUCCAAUUCCGGAACGAAUAGUUAGCUAUCUCUGCCAACAAUGUGAAGCUUCUUUACAGCUUCUGCAGUCGCUUUGUCAACAGAAGGUGUUUCGGGAGCGCUUACUUAGGAAUAAGGAACUAUGUCGACGGGGAGGUGUUCUUCAUCUUGCUCAUGCAGUCUUGAAGUUAAACAUUGCACCGGCGUUCAUAGAGUCUGCCACGGUUGUGGCUGCUGUAUCUAGGCUUAAAGCUAAAGUCUUGUCUGUUCUGUUGCAUCUGUGUGAGGCAGAAAGUGUAUCCUAUCUUGAUGAGGUUGCCAGUUCCACAGGAAGCAUGGAUUUGGCAAAAUCUAUUGCAUUAGAGGUUCUGGAAAUAUUGAAGACUGCACUUGGUAGAGAUCCCAAACAUCUCAGCACUUGUUCUGACAUAAAGUACCCAAUGGGGCUUUUGCAACUCAAUGCGAUGCGUUUAGCUGAUAUUUUCUCAGAUGAUUCAAAUUUUCGAUCUUACAUUAUGUCAUACUUUACUGAAGUGCUCACUGCUAUGUUUUCACUCUCUCAUGGAGAUUUUUUAUCUAUGUGGUGUUCCUCUAAACUCCCAGUAAAGGAGGACGAUGCUACGCUGGAGUAUGAUUUAUUUGCAGCGGCUGGAUGGGUUUUGGAUACCUUUUCUUCAGACCUAUCUGAGGCAAUAAAUUUAGAGAUAACUUUAAUUCCCAGCAACAUUCAGCCAGGUUACUAUGCGCAUCAGAGAACAUCAUUGUUUGUCAAAGUGAUUGCGAACCUUCAUUGUUUUGUUCCCAACAUCUGUGAAGAGCAGGAGAGGAACUACUUUCUGAACAAGUUCCUGGAGUGCUUGCAGAUUGAUCCAUCUAAAUCUUUACCUGGAUUCUCCUUUACUUCUGGCACUCAUAAAGCUGAGACUGUUUGUAGGAAUCUGCGUUCGUUGUUAAGUCACGCGGAAUCUUUAAUUUCCAGUUAUCUGAACGAGGAUGAUGUGCAGCUCUUAAGGGUAUUUUUUAACCAACUACAAUCACUGAUUGCUCCUGUUGAAACUGAAGAAAAUCAAAUACAAGAGGCUCAAAGUGCCGUGGGUUCAUCACCUCAGCUAGGUAAAGGACCUCCAAAUCUUGAUAUUAGAAAUGGAAGCUUGAAAGAGGAAAUGUCAGAGAAUUCUGCUGUCCAGGAGAACCAAGUUAAUGUAAAAAAUGAGCCAGAUGAUGACGUGACGAGAGAAGAUAGGAGGGAAGAUGGAGAUAUAUCUGGUGGGACUGACUCUGGAGUUUUGAGAGAGAUUGACAGAGAGAUAGUGCAUGUUGAGACAAGUGGUUCGGAUACAAGUUCCACAAGAGGGAAAAACUUUGUUGGUCAAACAGAUAAUGGUGAGUAUCCAAAAGCAGGUGAUUGUGGUAAGGAAAGUGGAUUUGAUGCUGCCAAAGAGGAUGUAAAUGUUGAGUCUGUUCAGUUUGGCGAGAAGCAGCCAAGAAAAAGGAAGCGAACUAUAAUGAAUGAUAAACAGAUUUCACUAAUGGAGAGGGCCCUACUGGAUGAACCUGAAAUGCAGCGAAAUGCAGCUUCAUUGCAGUCAUGGGCUGAUAAAUUAACUCUUUAUGGGUCUGAAGUUACACCUUCACAGAUAAAGAAUUGGCUGAACAAUCGGAAAGCAAGGCUAGCCCGUGCUGGGAAGGAAGCUCGUGCACCUGCGGAAGUUGAGAAUUCUUUACCAGAAAAGCAAGGUGUGCCUUUGCUUGGGCAUGCACUUGACUCAACUGAAAAUCCUGAUGAAGAUUUGGUUCCAUCAAGCGGGAGAUGUCCUCGAAGCAUGUCCAGAAUUGGUCUUACUGAAAAAUCAGAGAGUAACUUGAAAGAAGUUGUUGACACUGGUGCCGCCAGAUUUCUUCGGUGCAAGCCAGGUCAGUAUGUUCUACUUGUAGGUGGACAAGGGGAGGAGAUUGGUAAGGGAAGGGUACAUCAGGUGCAUGGUCAAUGGUCUGGAAAGAACUUGCAGGAAUCUGAGACGUAUGUUGUGGAUGUUACUGAACUUAAGGCUGAGCGACGGGCAAGGCUUCCAUACCCAUCUGAAGUCUCGGGCACUUCAUUCGAAGAGGCUGAAACAAACAUAGGGGUAAUGCGAGUUUUGUGGGAUUCAAAGAAAAUGUAUGUAUUGCAGUCACAAUGAGCCUGCUAAUAAUACAAGUAAAGACUCCAUUUUCAUUAGUAGGCUUUUUGGUUACUGGCAGUCUGUCAGAUCUACCCAACAUAGGUUUUUUAGAGAAUCUCGUAGCUUUAACUUAUAAUAGCGGUGGGUUAAUGAAUAUUAGUGAACUCAAAUAAAAUGCUUCAGGAUGACAAGGCUGGGAUAUCUUA